Messenger RNA from Phycodurus eques (leafy seadragon), 1653 nucleotides. RefSeq names its product histamine H3 receptor. Gene Ontology annotation, biological process: adenylate cyclase-activating adrenergic receptor signaling pathway. The transcript is spliced from 4 exons. The record is from RefSeq and is a predicted model, not a curated record. NCBI's taxonomy places the organism in Eukaryota, Metazoa, Chordata, Actinopteri, Syngnathiformes, Syngnathidae. Gene Ontology annotation, molecular function: histamine receptor activity. The coding region runs from base 55 to 1314 and encodes 419 amino acids. Gene Ontology annotation, cellular component: membrane.
AGUUGAAUUUGGGAAGUGCGAAGGCGUGAGGAUGCUGCGGGUGAUCCGCUAACCAUGGGCGUGUUGGAGUCCAACUCCACCGGUAACUUGACCCCGGCGGUGUCCGGCGGCGCGCUGCCGCUGCCGGGUUACCUGGCGCUGCUUCUGUCGGUGCUCAUGGGCACGCUGGUGGCCACGGUGGUCGCGGGCAACGCGCUGGUCAUCCUUGCCUUCGUCGUGGACAAAUCCCUGAGAACUCAGAGCAACUACUUCUUCCUCAACCUGGCCAUAUCUGAUUUCCUCGUGGGUGCCUUCUGCAUCCCGGUGUACAUCCCGUACAACUUGACGGGCAGGUGGAUGCUGAGCAAGAGUCUUUGCAAGGUGUGGCUGGUCAUGGACUACCUGCUCUGCACCGCCUCCGUGUUCAACAUCGUGCUCAUCAGCUACGACCGCUUCCUGUCUGUCACCAGAGCUGUGAAAUACAGAGCCCAGCGCAACAUGACCCGCCAGGCGGUGCUCAAGAUGGUGGCGGUGUGGGCGCUAGCCUUCCUCCUCUAUGGCCCCGCCAUCAUCUUCUGGGAGGCGGCAGUGGGCCACAGCGUGGUGCCGGCUCACGAGUGCUACGCCGAGUUCUACUUCACCUGGUACUUCCUGCUGUGCGCCUCCACCUUCGAGUUCUUCACGCCCUUCGUGUCUGUGGCCUACUUCAACCUGAGCAUCUACCUGAACAUCCACCGGCGCCACAGGAACGCAGGCGUGGGCCCCCGCCACGAGACGCCGUCCCCCCAGCCGACGAAAAAACAGAGGGACGGCGCGGCGUGGUCCGUGUUCUUCGUCAAGACGCGCAAGGUGUUGUGCAGCGAGCCCAUCGCCGUCUCGGCCGUCAUCGAGAACGACGAGGGGAUCUCGCCGCCCUACGGCGCCAGCCCCGACGCCAGUCAGAUCCUGGCGCACAGGGAGAAGUCCUCGCCGGGCGGAAGGAACUCCAGGCUGUUCCAGCACUCGCCGGCGGUGACGGCGUCGGGCCGCAAGACGCCGGGAUCCCGCCUUUCCCGAGACAUCAAGAUCGCCAAGUCCCUGGCCGUCAUCGUGUGCACUUUUGGGAUCUGCUGGGCCCCUUACACGCUGCUGAUGAUCAUCCGCGCCGCCUGCAGCGGCACGUGCGUGGCCAACUACUGGUACGACAUCACGUUCUGGCUCUUGUGGCUCAACUCGGCCAUCAACCCGUUCCUGUACCCGCUUUGCCACAGCAGCUUCCGAAGGGCUUUCUCCAAGAUCCUGUGUCCCAAGAAACAAUCCGUCCAGCCUCAGGUGGCGGAGGCGCAGUCGUGUUAGAGCCGCUGUACGUGCAAAACACUUGAACCAAUGCAAAAACUGAAAAACUGUGUAAAAAAAAAAAAAAGAAAGAAAAAAAAUAACAACUCCACUUCCUUGUUCUUCCAUCCCAAACAUCCAAAAUGAAAAAAAAAAAAAAAAAAAAAAAGACUGUUAGGAUGCUCAAAGCACAUAAAGAUAAAAUCACAAGAGCAGAGACCUCCGCCAAGGCAGGACAAUCCCAAAACUUCAUCCCCCCCAAAAUAACUUACUUAUUUGCAGUACCUGUCCGAUGGACCAGCAUUUGGGUCUAAAGACUACAGUGGAACCUCUGAAGUUGAACAUAAUCACUUGCCUGAC